GCCCUUUCCCUUCAGCAGGGUUGUUGAGGCUGCUGUCAUUGUAUACCGAUGGCCGCACCUGAUCCGGAAGGGCGGGGUGAGCGCCUGGAGCCGAGCCCCCUGUCCCAGCGGAGGCUCGCCCAGCAAAGGGAGAGGAGCGGCGCGUCCUGCUGGAAGGGCGCUAAGACCCUGUAUCUGACGCGGAGGAAGCGGCGGGGAGGGACUGCGCGAUCUGCGGGAGCCGGUUUAAAGGUUGACGUUUGUGUGCCGAAGGAGCCGGGCGCAUCCAUCUGGCUGGUCCGCGCCUGAGCCGAGCGCGCUCGCCAGGGGGGCGCAGAGCGAGCGUCUUCUCCGCGGAGCGAAACGGGCGCCACGAGAACAGCCGCCUCUCCUUCGCCCAUUAAUGCCCUGGACCAUGGACAGGCUCAGCGUUUUGGAUCAGCUCCUCCCUGAGCUCAACGUACUGCUCAAGCUCUUGGACCACGAAUACUUGAGCUCCACCACAAUGGAGAAGAAAACAGCCGUCUCAAAUAUCUUGCAGAAGCUGCAGCCCCCUGCAGGGAAGGAAAUGAGCUACAUGUACGUGAAUACAGCGACCUUGCAUAAUGGCACAAGCUUUGUGGAGUCACUCUUUGAAGGGUUUGACUGCAACCUAGGCAAUCUUCAGGACAUGCAAGAGGAUGAUGGGGAGGUGAAAGAAGGCAUUAACUUGGAACUUUCAAGGAGCCAGCCUGCUAAAACGGUAUCUGGGGAGCCACCUCCACCAUUGCCCACCACUCCUCCUCCGGAAGAUUAUUAUGAGGAAGCCCUGCCACUGGGCCCAGGCAAAGCCCCUGAGUACAUCACAUCCCACAAUAGUUCCAGUCCCCCCAACUCCAUAGAGGAUGGGUAUUACGAAGAUGCAGAUAGCAACUACCCCCUCACCAGAAUAAAUGGAGAACAGAAAAACUCUUACAAUGACUCUGAUGCCAUGAGCAGCUCCUAUGAGUCCUACGAUGAGGAGGAAGAGGAUGGGAAAGGUCAGAGACUGACACACCAAUGGCCGUCAGAGGAAGCUUCCAUGAACCUGGUGAAGGACUGCAGGAUAUGUGCUUUCUUGUUGCGGAAGAAGCGCUUUGGGCAAUGGGCCAAGCAGCUGACGGUCAUCAAGGACAACAAACUCCUGUGUUACAAAAGCUCCAAGCAUCGGCAGCCACACCUUGAGGUGCCACUGAGCGUUUGCAACGUUGUCUACGUGCCGAAGGACGGGCGUCGCAAGAAGCACGAGCUGCGCUUCUCCCUGCCGGGCGCUGAGGCCCUGGUGCUGGCCGUGCAGAGCAAAGAGCAGGCCGAGGAGUGGCUGAAGGUGAUAAAGGAAGUGAGCAGCCCCAGUGGAGGAGGACUGAGUGGAACAGAAGUUCUUACAUCUCCUCUGCUUACCUGCAAGGUGGACCAUGACAAGAGGUCAUCUCAAGACAAACAGACAUCUGACUCGGACAGUGUGGCAACGGCAGAGAACGGCUCUUCCAUGGCUCGGAGAGAGGCCCAUGAGCAAGGGAAAGGCAAAAAAAGUGGCUUGGCAGACUUGAAAGGCUCUGUAAGUCGAGCAGCCGGGAGGAAAAUCACCAGAAUAAUCAGCUUCUCCAAGAAGAAACCAUCCCCUGAGGACACCCAGACAUCCUCUACGGAGGAAGACAUCCCAUGCUGUGGCUACUUGAAUGUUCUGGUUAACCAGUGCUGGAAGGAGCGCUGGUGUCGUUUGAAAGGCAACACCCUCUAUUUCCACAAGGACCGGACGGACUUAAGGACCCACGUGAAUGCCGUCGUCCUCCGGGGCUGUGAGGUGGCACCAGGACUGGGCCCCAAGCACCCCUUUGCGUUCCGCAUCCUUCGCAACGGCCAAGAGGUCUCUGCCUUGGAGGCGAGCAGCUAUGAAGACCUGGGGCGCUGGCUUGGGCUCCUGCUGGUUGAAACUGGCUCCCAGACAGCCCCAGAAGCCUUGCAUUAUGACUAUGUGGAUGUGGAGAAAAUCGCCAACAUCAUCAAUGCUGUGAGACACUCUUACAUGUGGGCCAGCUCCUCCCUUGAGAACCAAACAGAUGCUUCCCGUGUAUUAUACGAUGAAGUCCCCUAUGAGAAGGUGGAGCUGGAAAAGUCAGGGUGGCCGUCAGGGUCCCAGGUGAAGCGUCACGGCUCCUCUUGCAGCGAGAAAUCGCGCCGUGUGGAUCCACAAGUGAAAGUCAAGCGCCAUGCGUCAAAUGCCAAUAACUACAAGUAUGGCAAGAACCGUGCUGAGGAAGAUGCCAGGAGGUUCCUGACUGAGAAGGACAAAUUGGAGAAAGAGAAAGCUUCUAUCCGGAAUGAACUGAUGGGCCUGCGGAAGGAAAAGCGGGAGCUCCGAGAGGCUAUGAAGGGAAGCUCAGGGAAAGACCUGAAAGAGCUGGAGCAUCGUGUUGCGGCCCUGGAGGAUCAGUGCAAAGCCAACGAGGCCAGGCGCGUGGACCUUGAGCUCAAGCUCACGGAGGUGAAAGACAGGCUGAAGCAGUCGCUGGCAGGAGGGCCGGCUCUGGGGCUCACUGUGACCAGCAAAGCUGAAAACAAGGAGCCUGCGCCCCAGUCAAGUGGAAGCCCCCCUGAGCACCUGGUCCCGGUUAACUGCGCAGCGGAAAUGAGGAAGCGAAGCCCCUCCCUCCUUCCUGCCCACAAGGGGAAUGUGCUGCAGAAGGCCAAGGAAUGGGAAAUGAAGAAAUCAUAAAAGGGUCACUGGGCCUCCAUCUCCGGGAAGAACCCCUCUCGAGCAUUGGGACACAUUUGGGAAAGGCUAGAGCAGUGCAAGAGCCUCUCAUCCCUCAAGGAAACUGCAGAAGGAUGCUGGGGGACUUGGUUCUUCAGCAGGGAGAGCACCCACCCUCCCGCAAAUGAAGGAUUACCAAGCAAAACUGAUGUGGGUGAAAGGGGAGGGGAGGGGGGCUAA
Molecule: messenger RNA, 2932 nt
Organism: Podarcis raffonei (Aeolian wall lizard)
Lineage: Eukaryota; Metazoa; Chordata; Lepidosauria; Squamata; Lacertidae
Gene: AFAP1L1
Product: actin filament associated protein 1 like 1
Exons: 19
Coding region: 383-2713 (776 amino acids)
Cellular component (GO): cytosol
Molecular function (GO): SH3 domain binding
Source: RefSeq, a predicted model, not a curated record